Messenger RNA from Spodoptera litura, 3891 nucleotides. Its product is annotated as soluble guanylate cyclase 89Db. Gene Ontology annotation, biological process: cGMP biosynthetic process; response to oxygen levels. Gene Ontology annotation, molecular function: heme binding; guanylate cyclase activity. The record is from RefSeq and is a predicted model, not a curated record. Lineage: Eukaryota; Metazoa; Arthropoda; Insecta; Lepidoptera; Noctuidae. Gene Ontology annotation, cellular component: guanylate cyclase complex, soluble.
AUGUAUGGAUGGCUACUGGAGAGCGUCCAGCAUUUUAUUGUGGAAGAAUGUGGCGAAGAAAUAUGGGAAACUAUACUCCGGGAGUCUGGGGCCAGGAAUACCGCCUUCAGUGCUAUGCAGCAAUAUCCAGAUGCAUUAAUGCUGCGUCUAGCGAGCGCUCUUGCUCGAUUGAUCACCAGGGAUACAAACAGUCCCGCCCCAUCCAGACCAAGCAGUCCUGCUCCUAGGAAACAGUCAAUAAAAACAAAGCCAAACUGGCGAAGCGCUUCAGUUCACACCGACAAUAGAACACAGAGUUUCAAAUGUCCAUUCACAGCAACUAACGCCUUAAAAAAUGUCACCAAAAAGGAAAUAGAGGCUUACAAAUCGUCGGAAGAAAUAAGAUCACCCAUAGCGGCGUCCACAGGAAAAAUAAACGAAGUUAGAAUCAGUGAGGAAGCUGAAAUUGUCGCCAGAGAGUUCCAUAGGAGAAGUCUGGGUAUCAAAUUUGAAAAUCACAAAGUUAAGGAAACAGUUGAGGAACCAAUACCAGAAACAAACCAAACAGAAGUCCCUGAUUCAAGUGAAAAUGUUGAACCAGAAGCAACAACUGUUGAAGCAGCCUCCAGCCAAAUCGAGAUGCCGAUGUCUGAACCAGCCUCUCCAGAAACAGAAACUGCAAAAAGGAACUCUAUUCUGAAGUCUUCAGCUCGUAAAACUAGUUGCACUUCUGCUUUAGAGGUGUACAAACGUCGAGGGUCCAUUAUUCCCCCUCGACCUCGUAUGAAUAGCCUCAGCGUUGUAAGCGAAGACAAGCUGUACAACAUGAGAGAAAAGUUCGGCACUCCUGAGAAGGUGAUGCACUUUUUCGGAAGGUGUUUCGUCAAGUUCUUCAGUAAUUAUGGUUACGAUAAAAUGAUCCGUGCGACAGGACGUUACUUCUGCACGUUCCUGCAGUCAGUGGACAACAUACACCAGCGUAUGAGAUUCACAUUCCCGCGCAUGCGCUCUCCCAGCAUGCAGCUCACUCGUGCGCACAGGCACGGUGCCGAGCUUGUAUACAGCAGUGGAAGGACUGGGUUUACACAUUAUCUUAUGGGACAACUAUACGAAAUAGCCGAAGACAUAUUUUCGUUGAAGCUGAAAGUUUCGGUGGUGAAGGAAAGCAUGGAGGGCAACUACUAUGUAGCGGUACUGAGACUGGAGUUCGAUAACAGUGAUUAUGUCCAGUCUCUAAUGCUGCGUAAGUCCCUGCCCUGCCCUCUGCCGGCGGUACCGGCCACCUUACUACUGCAGCUGUUUCCGUUUGGAGUGCUGCUCGACAGGAGAAUGAAGAUCCUGAAGGCUGGAGAAAGACUGGUAGCAGCCUGGGGUGGACCACUCAAUCGCCUAGAGAAGUCUGCAAUCUCUGAAAUUUUACGCCUGAGGAAACCUAAAGUACCUUUUACGUGGGACAAGGUGGUGUGCAUGCAGACCAUGAUCUUCGACUUAGAGUUGCUACGCUACCGCUCUCGAAACUGUGCUGAAGUGAGGAGGGGUUCACAAGGAGCACGCUCCAUUCUUCUACGAGGACCUAUCUAUCUGCUAGAAGAAAUAGACGCCCUCAUAUUUCUAUGUAGUCCACUUUUCAACGACCUCGAUGAACUUCAUCAAGCUGGUAUUUUCCUAGCAGACAUGAACGGUCAUGGCCUUUCUAAAGAAAUGCUUCUCCAAGGAUGGCAGCACGUCUCUCGACUUGAACUGCUGUUUGAAAAGGCAGAAAACAGGAGUUUAUCUUUAGAGAAGUCUUGUAGGCUUCUGGAUCAGUGGAAGAAGCGGGGAGAUCAAUUGUUGUACUCUAUGAUACCGAAAGGUAUUGCUGAUCAUCUACGAGCUGGGAAGGAUCCUAUGGCCGCUUGUCAGGCGUUUGAAAACGUCACAAUAAUAUUCUGCGCCGUACAACUGGCGGAGGCAGGUACCAGAGCUGACGUGAUGCAAACUGUCGCCUACAUGAACGACGUAUACUCCAGGAUCGACAGGCUGCUGGAUACACAUCGCGUUUAUAAGGUGGAGACAGUGGGUACUGUUUACAUGCUGGUCUCUGGAGCUCCAGAACGGAGACGUGCGCAUGCGGCUGCCGCUGCCAGCGCUGCCCUCGCCAUCUCACGAGCUAUCCCCGCACUUACUAUUGGAAUCCACACGGGACCGGUCGUUGCUGGCGUGUUGGGACUGCGCCUACCACGGUACUGCUUAGUAGGAGACACCGUCAACACUGCCAGUAGGAUGCAAACUUCUUCAGAGCCUGGUCGCGUUCAAAUAUCAGCAAUCGCAGCAGACCAGCUACCGGCUGGAAGAUUCAGGCUCCGCCGGAGAGGUCCUAUCAAAGUGAAGGGCAAAGGUACAAUGGAAACAUUCUGGUUGGAAGGUGAAGUGGAGGAGGAGGAACAAAAUGAAGCACUGCAGCUGUUCUCAGUAUUGUGUGGCGAUAAUUGAGCGUCACAUAAGUGUGGACAAUUUACCCGUAGAUUCAUUAUUAAAAUUCUAUUUUCCAUAUGUAUUAUAGGUAAAGGUUAGUUAGUAUAAUAUCUGUGUUAGGAGACACUUUUUUUCUGAUGAGCUUAAGCUCAGUUACAAAGAGGUUCUGAAAUAUAUGUAGUAGAGGUCGAACUAUGUAGCUAGUCAAUUAGUUUUGAUCUUCAGGGAACCAGUGAAUUUCCCUGGAAUUUGGUUAUAUGACAAUUCGAGGCAGCAAAUAUAAAAGGUAAUACUUACUUAUCUUUUUAUUUUUUGUUGAGAUUAAUGUAAGUAAACUUGUUAAUUUUAGUUGUCCUCCAGAAUUAAUUAAUUUACUUGUUAUGUAGAUAAAUUCUGUUUAAUUAACUCUGAAAUAGAUAACCCACUAAUGAUUCUAAAUAAGCCUUAGAAUCAAAAUCACGUUUUUAUCCAAUUAAACUCACGUUUACUCAUUUCUUAAACAAACUAUGUAUGUACCUAGUUGCUAAGUAAUCAAUAAACGUCAUAUUCUGAAUGACCACAAUUAAAUUUUUUAUCGAUUAGCACUAAUUGAUAACGAUAACGAUGACUUACAAUCGUCAUAUUACAUCACUAGUUAUCGAUAUCAGUGUUUCGAACGAUCGAUUGAUUGCUCUGAUUCUCUGAUUAGUGAUUACAUUAAUUAUUUGAUAUACGUAUGUACCUCAUUUAAUUUAUUCGAAGGACUUUCUAUAUUAUUACGGUGGUUCUAUUUAUUUUUAAAGAAUUGUAAAAAGGCUGGGAGAUUGAAAUCAAAAUACAUAUUGCUAAUGUAGUAAUAAUUUAAUAUCAACAGACGAAUUAAAUUCGUUUUAAUUUUUUGUUGCUUUUUUUAUAAUUUCUUUCAAUUAGGUACAAUAUAGUGUCUUAAUACUAGGCUACAUAAUUAAUAUCAAUCUCUAGUUUACAUGAAAAUUAGAUAUUCACUUUUGUAAUUGCACAUGUGUAAGUAUCCGAUUAAUCGGUAAAAUGUCGAUCUCGAUACCGACAACCAUCUUAAUUACAAAAGAUUACAUCUUCUUUUCAUUAAACCGAUAAUAGUAUUAUCCUUACCAAUAAUAGUAGAUACAAUAAUUAUUUAAAUUCAUUUACAAUCACAAUAAAACAAAGUAAAAAUAAAAUACAUGUUCUGAAACUUAUCGUGCGUUCUUCAUUAUAUUUGUAGACAAAUAAUAAAAUGUGUUUAUUAAAAAUAAGUAACAAAAAUUAUUUAUCUAAAUUACAUAUGAAAUCUGAUUGUAAAUUGGAUUUUCUUGGAAAGUCAAUAAUAUUAUAAAGGAUAAUAAAUUUGUUUGCUUACAAAGUGGUGUUCACAUUUUUUUCCUGAUAAUGAGUAAUAUUCAAAAUGGGUUUUAAAUUGUGCAAAUAAAAUUAUCACUUUUAAAAAACUAUUUAAGUAUU